AAGCCAUUUUUAAAGACUCUUUUUUUUUUUCUUUAAAAUAUGUUCUGUUUUUCUUAAACUGUUUUUGCUGGUUUCGAAGAGGAACACGCGUAUAAGAUGCAGAGGGGAAAUAAUAGUAGGGAUGACCUCUUUGAUAUGGGCGACCAGUAUGGGGCUUUUCCAGGGUUUGGUGGCUUUGGAUUGCAUAGAACCAUGAUGCCUAACCUAUUUGGUGGGAGGGAUCCUUUUGAUGAUCCAUUCUUCACUCGUCCAUUUGGUAGCAUCUUUGAUGGUAUCGGAGCUACUUCUCUUGAUGCACCAAGGAAAAAUGGAGUAAAUGGAAUAGUAAUACAAGAGCUGGACUCUGAUGCUGAGCAAGGAAAAGCAGAAAAAGGCACUGCUGACCGUUCUAUGUCAAGCAACGAACCAUCCGUUGAGCACCCAGAUAACAGUCCUAACGAGAGGAAGAUGAAUCUUAGAAAUGACUAUGACAGGGUGGAAGGAACCAAGUCAGAGGCUCGCACUUUUAGUGUUCAGACCUGCAAAGUUACUUAUGGUGGUAUAGAUAGUGCUUAUUACACUUCUACCAGAACCAGAAGGACAGGCAGUGAUGGUGUGUUAAUUGAGGAGAGCAAAGAAGCAGAUACGACAACAGGUCAAGCAACACAUAGGAUAUCUAGAGGAAUUAAUGAUAAGGUGGGCCAUUCUGUUACAAGAAAACUUAAUGCAGAUGGUAAGGUGGACGCAAUGCAAAUGUUACACAAUUUGAAUGAAGAUGAGCUUGCCAGUUUUGAAGAGGCUUGGAAUGGUAAUGUGAAAGGGUAUUUGCCUGGCUGGGAUGAUGGAUUUGGUAUGCAUGAAAAUGCUGGGAGAGCAGAUAGUGAAGCUGGGACUAAUUCUCAUGGGGAUGGAACCAAGAAGCUCUUGACGAUAGUGGUUGCUUGCUUGCUUGAGUUGCCUCCACUCGCCUCUAGCUCCAGGGCUCCAGGUCCUCCUUACCUCACGCACGGAGCAAAGAAAAGGAAAGAGGUGGAUGAAGAUGAAGAAGGCAUAGGUGCUGGGUUCGAAAGUGCUGGGUUUGAUUUCGAACCCAGCAGGCACUGGGUUCCGUUUCGAACCCAGCAAUUGUUGGAUCCAUGGAUCUGUUGAGUUCCAUUUGUUUAUCAACUGUUGUUUGUUGGGUUCUGUUUCAAACUCAGCAGUCGUUGGGUCCAUGGAUCUGUUGAGUUCGAUCUAUUUAUAGAUUUGUUAUCUGUUGUGUUAUCCUCGUAUUCUUGCAAGUGCUGAAUUCGAUUUCAAACCUAACAAGCGUUGGGUUUUGUUUCCAACCCAACUGCAGUUAAAUCGAAGCAUCUAUUGAUUUCUAUAUGUUGGUUUGUUGUGAUUCUCGGAUUUAAUAUUAGGAAAUGUUAGGGUUUGUAGAAAUUGAAAGGAAAGGGAGAGGAAGAAGAAAGGGAAAAAAGAAAAACAAAGAAAGAAAAAAUUUUUUUUUAA
Rubroshorea leprosula is the source of this 1473-nucleotide messenger RNA. The record is from the annotation of a GenBank genome assembly. NCBI's taxonomy places the organism in Eukaryota, Viridiplantae, Streptophyta, Magnoliopsida, Malvales, Dipterocarpaceae.